Lathyrus oleraceus (garden pea) is the source of this 529-nucleotide messenger RNA. RefSeq lists its product as uncharacterized. Lineage: Eukaryota; Viridiplantae; Streptophyta; Magnoliopsida; Fabales; Fabaceae. The transcript has a single exon. The record is from RefSeq and is a predicted model, not a curated record. The coding region runs from base 3 to 335 and encodes 110 amino acids.
ACAUGAGCCUCUCCAUGAAGCAUCCAUUCCAUACCACAAUGAGAAGGAGUAGUAUCCCCUCAUCAACAGAUCUCAAGCUAGUAGAAGAAAAAAGUAGCACCAACAUGACAGAGAAGAUGAGAAAUACCUCAACUUCAUCUUCAUCCUAUGAUCAUAAUGAGAUCAAGAAAAAAGAGGAGUCUGCAGAAACUAAUAGUAAGAAGCUAGAGAGGAAAACUACAGAAGACGUCAACGCUAGUGCUGAUGCAUUCAUCAAGAAUUUCAGGCAACAGUUGAUGAUUCAAAGGCUUCAAUCCAUUGAGAAUUAUGAGAAAAUGCUUGCAAGAGGUCUCUAACAUGGUCGGUGCCAUGUCGGUGUUCAACGCUAAUAUAUAUAAUUACUUUUAAUAUAUUUAUUUUUUAAAAUUAUUAUCGAUAUCAAUAUGUCAAAUUCAUGUUUGUAUCCGUUCUUAAUAGCAUAUGUAUUCUUCAUCUUGUUAUUGUUAUUGAUGAUUUUAAUUAAUUAAUGAAAACUAACCUAUCUUUUAUA